AUGAAAGGCUUGUGCUCCAACCUCGUUUCCCUCAUUCCUCCCAAUUACUUCCCACCCUCCCAGCAGUACGCGUUAUCGCAACUGGAGCAACUGGAGCAGGCGGCGGUUUACAUCGGCCAACUCAGCCGGAGGAUCGAGAAGCUCAAGAAGAAGAAGGAAGAAGCAGCGGCCGCCACGUCACCACCACCCGCCGGCGAGGGAAUGCGUAGUGCUGGUUCAUUACCGUCGUCGUCGUCGUCGAAGGUUGAGGUGAGGGAUUUGGGGACGAGCAUAGAGGUCUCGCUGAUGAGGAACGGAGUGGAGAGGAACUACUUCAUCAUGUACGAAGCGAUAACCGUGGUCGAGCAAGAAGGCGCCGAAGUUGUCAGCGCCAGCUUCUCCACGGUGGCCGACAAAAUCUUCCUCACAAUCCAUGCUCGGGUGAAGAUAACCAGAGUUGGUGUAGAGACUGCGAGGUUGUACAAGAGAUUGAAGGAAAUGGUUUAUUAA
Molecule: messenger RNA, 489 nt
Organism: Linum tenue
Lineage: Eukaryota; Viridiplantae; Streptophyta; Magnoliopsida; Malpighiales; Linaceae
Source: the annotation of a GenBank genome assembly